Saccharomyces paradoxus is the source of this 1416-nucleotide messenger RNA. It is a transcript of the gene RVB2, whose product is annotated as RuvB family ATP-dependent DNA helicase reptin. Gene Ontology annotation, biological process: chromatin remodeling; regulation of transcription by RNA polymerase II; box C/D snoRNP assembly. The transcript has a single exon. Gene Ontology annotation, cellular component: NuA4 histone acetyltransferase complex; R2TP complex; Ino80 complex. Bases 1 to 1416 code for a protein of 471 amino acids. The record is from RefSeq and is a predicted model, not a curated record. NCBI's taxonomy places the organism in Eukaryota, Fungi, Ascomycota, Saccharomycetes, Saccharomycetales, Saccharomycetaceae. Gene Ontology annotation, molecular function: ATP hydrolysis activity; ATP binding; DNA helicase activity.
AUGUCAAUUCAAACUAGUGAUCCGAAUGAAACAUCAGAUUUGAAGUCGUUAUCUUUGAUUGCUGCUCACUCCCAUAUUACAGGCUUAGGUCUCGAUGAAAACUUGCAACCACGCCCUACAUCUGAAGGUAUGGUCGGGCAAUUGCAAGCCCGUCGUGCUGCCGGUGUGAUACUGAAAAUGGUACAGAAUGGCACCAUAGCAGGUAGGGCUGUCUUGGUGGCGGGCCCCCCUUCAACUGGUAAGACCGCCCUUGCCAUGGGUGUUUCCCAGUCUCUGGGUAAAGAUGUACCUUUCACUGCCAUUGCGGGCUCAGAAAUCUUCUCUUUAGAAUUGAGUAAAACUGAAGCACUAACUCAAGCUUUUAGGAAAUCCAUCGGUAUCAAAAUCAAAGAAGAAACAGAAUUGAUUGAAGGUGAAGUUGUGGAAAUCCAAAUUGAUAGAUCUAUUACUGGCGGCCACAAACAAGGUAAACUAACUAUUAAAACCACCGAUAUGGAAACAAUUUAUGAAUUAGGUAACAAAAUGAUUGAUGGCUUAACUAAAGAAAAGGUAUUAGCUGGCGAUGUUAUUUCUAUUGAUAAAGCAAGUGGGAAGAUUACCAAGCUAGGCAGAUCCUUUGCGAGGUCUAGAGAUUAUGAUGCCAUGGGCGCUGAUACCAGAUUUGUUCAAUGUCCAGAAGGUGAACUACAAAAAAGGAAAACAGUGGUUCACACGGUGUCCCUGCACGAAAUUGAUGUUAUUAAUUCAAGAACUCAAGGAUUUUUGGCAUUAUUUACUGGUGACACUGGUGAAAUUAGGUCAGAGGUAAGAGACCAAAUAAACACAAAAGUGGCAGAAUGGAAAGAAGAAGGCAAAGCAGAAAUUGUUCCUGGUGUAUUAUUUAUUGAUGAAGUGCACAUGUUGGAUAUUGAGUGUUUUUCCUUCAUAAAUAGGGCUUUGGAAGAUGAAUUUGCUCCUAUCGUCAUGAUGGCUACAAAUAGAGGUGUUUCCAAAACCAGAGGGACCAACUACAAAUCUCCACAUGGGCUACCUCUCGAUCUUUUGGACCGGUCGAUCAUUAUUACAACCAAAAGCUAUAAUGAACAAGAAAUUAAGACAAUUUUAUCUAUAAGGGCACAAGAGGAGGAAGUUGAGCUGGCAUCAGAUGCCUUAGAUCUAUUGACCAAGACAGGUGUGGAAACUAGUUUGCGUUACAGCAGUAAUCUAAUCUCCGUUGCUCAGCAAAUUGCCAUGAAGAGAAAAAACAAUACCGUUGAAGUGGAAGAUGUCAAAAGAGCUUAUUUGUUAUUCUUGGACAGUGCCAGAUCUGUCAAGUAUGUUCAAGAAAACGAGUCACAGUACAUUGAUGAUCAGGGCAACGUUCAAAUAUCCAUUGCUAAGUCAGCAGAUCCUGACGCCAUGGAUACUACGGAAUAA